Messenger RNA from Aspergillus oryzae RIB40, 930 nucleotides. RefSeq lists its product as uncharacterized. Bases 1 to 930 code for a protein of 309 amino acids. The record is from RefSeq and is a predicted model, not a curated record. Lineage: Eukaryota; Fungi; Ascomycota; Eurotiomycetes; Eurotiales; Aspergillaceae. Gene Ontology annotation, molecular function: oxidoreductase activity. The transcript is spliced from 3 exons.
AUGAAAGGGCUUCUAUUUGUUCUCUCGGCGAUCUUCGGUAUUACCCUAGCUGCACCGGCAACGUGCACUCCGGAGAGAGCCUUGGUAAGGAAAGAAUGGAGAGAGCUGGGGUAUGCUGAACGGAAGGACUAUAUUGAUGCGCUAUGGUGCCUACGCGAUCGCCCGUCUAUCCUACCCAGCGAAGAAUUUCCCGGGGUUCGUGACCGUUGGGAUGAUUUUGUUGCGUAUUGGAACUGGGCCCUCGACACCGAAAACCUAGCCGAGAGCCCAUUAUUCGACGGCAGUUCCACCUCUCUCUCCGGCAACGGCGCAUACGUACCGAACGAGCCGAUGCCCUGUACACCCGGAGGGAUAUGCUUCCCCCGAGGAACAGGCGGAGGCUGCGUUGAGUCAGGGCCAUUCAAAGACCUUCAAGUUCACUUGGGACCAUUCAAUUCCUCUCUAGCUCAGUCCUACGGUUCUCUCCCCGUCAACGCAUGGGACUACAAUCCGCGUUGUCUAUAUAGGAGCCUGAACCAAGCUUUGCUCGCGGCGCUGAACAAUCAAGCCCGGAUUGAUCAAAUGCAAGCAUCGACCAACAUCAGAGACUGGCUCGCAAUCAUGUCCCCAAGUAACCCGGAUUUAACGAGCUCACAUGGCGGCGGCCAUGGGGCUGUGGGAGGUGCCAUGGCCGAUUUCUUCGCGUCGCCUCAGGAUCCCUCGUUUAUGUUGCACCACGCCUUUAUUGAUAAAUUGUGGGCGGAAUGGCAGGAUCAGGAUCCGGAGACUAGGCGAUAUGCUGUUAAUGGUACUACUGUUAUCUAUGAUCCGCCGGGUGCUCCGGUGGUGACGCUGGAUACUAUGGUUGAGUUUGGGGAGCUGUGUCAUCCUCGCAAGGUUGAGAAGAUUAUGCAUCCGUUGAGGAAUGGUUAUUGUUAUACUUACACUUGA